GUGAUUACUUUUCGUUAUCGGCUGUAAUAUAUCCAAGUGCUCUGGCAGCUUAUACAGGGUGUCGGAUAGCCUCUCCACCUCUGUUAAAUGGAGAGAUUGGUUUAAUUGAAAAUCCAGAAAAAUUGUAACAAGUGAAUCGGGUAUGCUCCAUCGAAUGGUGAUCAUUCCAACUUCCGGUAAUAAGUGGUAGUGGGAUAUCCAUACCGGAAGUUCGAGUUUUUCAAACGUUGCAUGGUUGUUUUAUCGCAGUUUCAGGUGUACGCGAAAAAGUAAGACAGUUUUGUCUUGAAGACUCUUCUCUUUUUUAUUCUUUGAAAAUGUCGCCAUCAGGCUUGAAACGAUCUUAAAAGUAAUUCAUAAAUAGGAUAGCCAGCAAAUGAUCCAUUCUAAUUAGAAGCCGUAUUUCUUAAUACAUUUUCUUUAUUGCGUUCGCGCGUAAUUUUAUUUUGCAAUUAAAAAUAAUCAUAUUUCAAACAUUUUACUUAUAAUUCGAAUGGAUAAUUUUCUGGCUAACCGUCCUAUUCAUGUACUACACAUUCCAAAUCAUUUCAGGUUUGAUGGAGACAUUAAAAAAAAAAGAGAGAACUUUGAAACAAAAUUUUCUCGUUUUUUUGACGUGGAAUGUAAAACCGACGAAAAUUACCAUGUACCGUUAGAAAAACUCGACUUCCGACGUCGAUAUCCUAUUUCCGUUUAUUACCGUAAGUUGAAAAUAUCAAUCGAUAUAACUUGGCAAGGGUGGGCGAAUUAUCAGAGACACCUUGUAUAGCGAUUCGCGUGUGGAAUUUCAGUUUCGCUCGCGCGAUAAGAGCUCGAAAAACGUCACGAAACUGGCGAAUUUAUCGUGUCGCGUUUAUCGAGCAGUGCACGGCUAAUCAAGGCUUGCAUUCGUAAUCUCAUUUAUUUAAUUGCUUUUUCUCUACCUUUUGCAAUUUAACCCUGGAAAUAUUACUCAGUCGAGAACUCAAGAGCUCGCGACAUCGAGUCGUCGAUUUAUCGAAUGAAUUUCUUUUCUAGAGCCAGGACUUUUCAACGGGUUCUCGACCUCGAUCUGAGAAAACGUCUCCAGUUUAGCAGUUCAGCUCUUUUUUUUUUUUCCUUUCCGCGAUUCCUUUGAACGCACACCGGGAGAAAUGAUAUUCAACGGCUUAAGCCUCGUCCACAUUGAUUCCUGGCAGGGGCAUGCCAGCGAAACUUUGCCUUGAACUUUAAAUUGCCGUCCGUUUCUUCUGGUCCGCGGUUGCAUCGGAAAUGCAGCGUUUCUCCUUGACCUAUCCUACGGACAGGAUUUCCGCAUUGCAUGCGGCCGAAAACCCGAUAUAUAAUGUCAUUUUGCACCUGCCGGUUGGAUUCUGAUUUUGGUUCGGCUAUUUUGAUCGAUCGCCUCCAAGCGUUUCCGACCUUUAACCGAUACUUCGAUUAGGAAUAAAUCCGAUUUGAUGGACCUCUGUCGGAACUUCAUGUUUAUGAGACCUAAAGGGCCGGUUGCACCUACCAUGAUUGGCGUAAAGUUUCUUAAAAUGAUUAGUUACGUCGAAAAAAAAAAUUUAGCUAACCGAGGAUUAAAAUCCGCUGUUAGGUAACUACCCGAAAUAGGGCGAUUAACUCUAAUCGCUCGUUAAGUCAUCUUUGAUUAAGGAUUUUUACUUCAAUGUCGGUGCAACUCGGGCAUGUACUCAUGUCUCGCAUAAAAACCUCGAAUAACAGUGGCCGUAAGCAUAACAAGCAAGAAUUGACCAAUCAAAUUGUCAAACAUUGACGGCAUAUUAAAUUUUCUGCAAUUCGAUCGACCGAGAUUGAUUGCCUCGAGAUUCUUUGACCAGGAUUAAUCUCGGAUUAGGGAGACUCGCGUUGCACCGGAAAAAAUGAGACUAACGGAAGAUUAAAUUCCGCUAUUAGGUAACUACCCGAAAUGGAGCAAUUAACUUUAAUCGCUCGUUAAGUCAUCCUUGAUUAAGGAUUUUUACUUUAAUGUCGGUGCAACUCGGGCAUGUACUCAUGCCUCGCAUAAAAACUUCGAAUAACAGUGGCCGUAAGCAUAACAAGCAAGAAUUGACCAAUCAAAUUGUCAAACAUCGAAGGGAUAUUAAAUUUUCUGCAAUUCGAUCGACCGAGAUUGUCCCGAGAUCUUUUGACCAGGAUUAAUCUCAGAUUAGCGAGAUUCGCGUUGCAUCGGAAAAAGAUAUACUAACCGAAGAUUAUAAACUACUGUUAGGUAACCACCCGAAAUUGAGCGAUUUACUCCAAUCACGCUACCCUUGAUCAGGGAUCGCUUAACGCGUUAUUCGGGAUAAACUCUCGAUUUCUGGUAGUUAUCUGACGGCGAAUUUAAAUGUUCACUAUAUCCUAAUCUAUCUAGUUGCAAUACGAAGUACACUAAUCCGAGAUUAACUAACUCUACUUAAGGAAUCCCUUGAAGUUACCAAAACGAUUCAGCCUCUUCACCGAAGCAAACGAGCUCGGUUGAGUGAACUAGCCGAGGGAUUCACUUGAAAACCGGUGAAAACGAUUUCUUUCUUUAAGAACCGAUUGUCAUUGAUUUCAUACGAUUCGGUUUCAUCCGACGCAAGUGAUGGUUCGGCCUUAAAAUCGUGACAUUGCCUCGAUGAUUUCCACCGAUUUCCAGGCGAUAUUUCUCGCAUUAAAAUCCACGAUUUCCCGAGUGAAUAACCUUCGGUUCAUUCGACCUACUAAUUUAUUUUCCGAGGCGAGGGGUUAUUCGCUGAGAAAUCAGUGAAAACGAUUUCCUUCAUUGAGUGCCGAUUGCCUUUCAUACGAUAAUAUAACAUAAUUUCACACGAUAAAUGACAACGCGAUUCGGUAAUGAGUGAGGGUUCGAGCCUUAAAAUCGUGACAACGUUUCGGUCGUUUCCACCGAUUUCCAGGUGACAUUUUUUGCAUAUUAAAGUCCACGAUUUUCCGAGUGAAUAACCUUCGGUUCCCUCGACCUGAUUUAUUUUUCGAGGUGAACGAGAUAUGCGGUCGGUUUCGCGCAGAUUUCAUAAUUACAGAUAUGAAAUGAAUUUUCUGCGAGCCCUAACCGUCUUCCAGCCGGUUCCACGUGGAGGUUGGCUUCCCUGACCUACCGCAGGCACUUUCCGGGCCGGCUGGGAAGAUCCUGAGAAACGAGGAAAAUCGGGUGAAAAUCUGACCUUGGCCACGCGGGGGGCCUGGCCAGGACCCGCGCUUCCCGAUCGGCGGCCCCCUAACCCGAUCAAUACCAGGGCGGCCCGCCGAGUGUGCACGUAUAUAUAGCGCCCCGUACACCCCGUGUACACGGGGGCGCGCAUGCGCGCAUGCGCGGCACCCACCCCGGAGGACACGACCAUUGGCCGGCCGCGCCGACCCGGGACAGUUCCUCGUUACUCGCUCGCCUCCUCGCAACGGGCCCUCGCCGCCCUCGCCACGGUCUCGACCGAUUCGCCAAAGAGCCACCCCGAGAGGGACACAGGAGCCGAGCCUCUUCUACGCACUCUAGGACGAGCCGGACCGGGGCCAACCACCUUCGGACACACCGCGACUUAUGCGUCUACGCCGAGGAGAAACAUUCAGGAUAUCACCCAGAGGGAAAGAAUUGGCGUGCAGCAAAGGCGGUGGCGGCCGGACAUUGUCCAAGCAUCCGACGAACGGCAGCAUCAUCUCCUUCGCGAGGUCGAGGCGCUUCUUACGCUUAAACGAGGGGUCGACGUCGCCGACGUGGAACCCGGAUUUUCUUCAGGGCACGAGAAACGGACAGGCAGCGUGUAUGAUCAUUGAGGACCGACCCCCUUUGUCCACCAGGUCGAGACAAAACCUGCAUCAAGAUAGCACCCAACGAUUUCUGAACCACCUGGUCCUGCCCAAGCACAGGACCUCAAAAUUUUCCAGUAACAGGCAUCGGAAGCUGCAGCCAUUCAGGGAAACGUGACUGCCGUCACCGUGUAGCGCGGCGCCCCGAAUCGCCACGUACGAGAACAACCACCCUGACUCGACACGUAGAGAGCUACCAGCGGGUAGCGAGCACCGGGCGAGGUCGUCUAGGAGCGACCAAGCUGCCGCUCUCGGGCCACAGGGCCAGGUCUAGAGGAGCGAGAUCGAAGACGCUGCCCACCUGAAGAAGCCUCAGAGGAGCGCGCAGGAGGAGUCUCUUCGGGGUCUGUUGGACUCGGACAACGGGACGGCGACCCGACGCGCAGGAUCCCUGGAAGAAGCAUCGGCGAAAGCCGCCAGGUAGAGACGAAGAAGCCGAAGAAGACGACCACCCGCCAAGAUGGGGAGCGUCAACGUGAACCGGAGCGUCAGCGACGCGUUCUAUCGGUACAAGAUGCCGCGGAUCCAGGCGAAGGUCGAGGGCAAGGGGAACGGGAUUAAGACGGUGAUCGUGAACAUGGUCGACGUGGCCAAGGCGAUCGGCAGACCGGCGACCUACCCGACCAAGUACUUCGGGUGCGAGCUCGGGGCGCAGACCCAGUUCGACUUCAAGAACGAGCGGUUCAUCGUGAACGGCUCGCACGACGCGACCAAGCUCCAGGACCUCCUCGACGGUUUCAUCAGGAAGUACGUCCUCUGUCCGAACUGCGAGAACCCGGAGACCGAGCUGAUGGUCAGCGCGAAGAAGGGGACUAUCUCGCAGGGGUGCAAGGCCUGCGGUCACCAUGGCUUGCUCGAGAGCAACCACAAGCUCAACACGUACAUCCUGAAGAACCCGCCUAGUCUUAAUCCCGCGGCCCAGGGCAGCUCGUUGACCGAGGGCAAACGCGGCAAGCGCUCGAAGAAGGCCAACGGAGACGCCAACGGCGACCGCUCGGGCUCUCCCGAGAACGAGACCACCGGGACCACCACCGACAUCGUCGUAGAGCCGCCCGAGAAGACCCCCGGCAAGCGGGAGGGCGCCAAGGACGAGGACGACGACAACUGGGCGGUCGACGUCUCCGAGGAGGCGGUCAGAGCUCGCCUCCAGGACCUCACCGACGGAGCCAAGGGCAUGACCAUCAGCGACGACCUCGACAAGACCGAGAAGGAGCGCAUGGACAUCUUCUACAAGCUGGUCAAGUGCCGCAGGGACGCCGGCCAGCUCGACAACCACAAGGAGCUCGUCAGCGAGGCCGAACGCCUCGAGAUCAAGACCAAGGCCCCCCUGGUGCUCGCCGAGCUGCUCUUCGACGAGGCCAUCGCCAUCCAGGCCAAGAAACACCGCGUCCUCCUGCUGCGCUUCACCCACGACGACAUCAAGGCACAGAAGUAUCUGCUGAGAGGUAUCGAACAGGUGAUCGCUCUGCACAAAGAGAAACUAAUGCCGAAGGUGCCUGGAAUUUUAAAACUUUUCUACGAUUAUGAUAUCUUGGAGGAGAAGGCUGUGGUCGAGUGGGCUAGCAAGGUCAGCAAAAAGUACGUGUCUAAAGAUUUGUCCCAAGAAAUCCAUGACAAAGCCGCACCCUUCCUUACGUGGCUGGAGCAAGCCGAGGAGGAGGAGGAUUCGGAAGAUGACGAUUUAGAGAUCGAGUACGAUGACAGAGCGAAGCAGCCACUGAAGCAACAGAAGCAACAGCAGCAAACUCCUCAGAAGACCGUCGACAACGACUCCGACGAAGAGGACGACUUCGAUAUCGAUGCCAUUUAAAAACGGACGCGGAACGCUCGGUUUAACGUAGAUCAGAAAACGGCGAGAACUCGAGAUCGGUAUCCUGAUCGAGAAUUAUUAUCCGCAGGACGCAGAGUCGCAAGCGCAAUGUCCAGUUCUAAUUCCCAGACUUUUCCUACAUUUAGUGAGAGAGCCGUUUGGAGGAUCCAACUCGCCGCGCCACUUAGACUUGCGAAAUUUUUAUCGAUUUCCAUAUUUAGCCUGCCAUGUCUCUACGAUUACGUUUUUAAUUAUUCUUCUUGCACCCUCUUUACCCCUCUCUCUCUCUCUCUCUCUCCCUUCAUGUAUUUCUCAAGUUUUCUUUUUUUUACCAAUGCAAUUACGAACGAUUAAUGCAGUUACCUCUUGCGGUUAUUAUUGAAACAUUGAAUGAUUCCUUGAGACCCCUCAGCCGUCCCCUCGUGCACCUCCUUCGCGUAACGAUCGGUCAUUGGUCGAGAGUUACUAAGAAGUUUGCCUGCUAAAAGCGUUCUCUAUUAUAUCUAUUUACUAUUCUGAUGAUUGAUUAUUCAAAUAAACAUGGUUUAUUGCAUUA
Molecule: messenger RNA, 6155 nt
Organism: Orussus abietinus
Lineage: Eukaryota; Metazoa; Arthropoda; Insecta; Hymenoptera; Orussidae
Gene: eIF5
Product: eukaryotic translation initiation factor 5
Exons: 5
Coding region: 4250-5599 (449 amino acids)
Biological process (GO): formation of cytoplasmic translation initiation complex; formation of translation preinitiation complex; translational initiation
Cellular component (GO): cytosol
Molecular function (GO): translation initiation factor activity; GDP-dissociation inhibitor activity; eukaryotic initiation factor eIF2 binding
Source: RefSeq, a predicted model, not a curated record